Messenger RNA from Hermetia illucens (black soldier fly), 1410 nucleotides. Its product is annotated as cytochrome b561 domain-containing protein 2-like. The transcript has 3 exons. The coding region runs from base 463 to 1200 and encodes 245 amino acids. NCBI's taxonomy places the organism in Eukaryota, Metazoa, Arthropoda, Insecta, Diptera, Stratiomyidae. Gene Ontology annotation, molecular function: transmembrane monodehydroascorbate reductase activity. The record is from RefSeq and is a predicted model, not a curated record.
UGCCUAUACAACUCUUCCAUAAUCAGAAGCGGCAAUUGAAGGCUGUUCCCGGAUCAUUGCCAAAAAUCGACAAUAAGUGAGCCAACGCCAAGAAUCUGACGCCAGCCGUUCCCUUAUCGAGUUGCAAAAGUGCAUUGGCCAUUGUGAUCACAAUAGUCCACCAGCGAUCGCACAGUGAAGAGAACGCAAGCGAGGAAGAAAUUGUAUCUUAAGAUACUAAUAGUUAGUGAACGUCUUCUAGUGGCGGAAUCUACAUGUGUCCCAAUCGACGGGAGAAGCUCUAGUCUGGAACUCAGUGAUCUGUCCAUGCGCAGUCAAUAGUAUCUUCCAUAUUUUUGGAGGCUUAGAGAGCUUACGGUGGUUCCGAUCGCUAGACGCUAGUCCAGCCAAAAACCCCAAUUUCAGAUUGUAAACUCCAGAUACGGAUAGUGGAGACUAAUAGAAGAUAACCGGUUCAGCGAAAUGUCAAACGAAGCAGAGUCUACCGAAAAGUAUGAUCUGGAAGAUCUCGGGGCCGAAAUGAGUUCUCGUAAGGCCGGCCGAGGUUUGUGGUUGCUGGUGACCAUGGACGUGGUUUUCGGAUUGUUAGAUCUCAUUCUUUGUGGAUUUUUCGUAUAUUGGUCCUUUGCUGCAGAUGGAGUUGUGUUAUUUGCUUGGCACCCUUCGUUAUUGAGUAUUGGGUUCAUCUUAUUUAUGACUGAAGCUAUCAAUGUCUACAACAAUGCUGUACUCAUGAAUAAGGGUCGCAAAUCUUAUUCAUACCGGGUUCUGGCACAUUGGGUCCUCCACACAUUUGCAAUGAUUUGUAUCACCGGAGGUUUUGCUGCAAUUGUUUGGAACAAGAUACGAUUGGGAAAACAUCAUUUCAAAACGCCUCAUGCGAUAGUGGGGCUAAUAACUUUUAUCUUAAUGUUUCUAGUCGCUGCUGGAGGAAUAGCUACCAAGUAUAGUUUUAGCCUAAGGAAGAGAAUACGCCCAGUUGUAUUGAAGUUGACACAUUCUGGUUUGGGACUGUUAAUAUACUGGCUAGGAGGAGUUACUUUAAUUUUAGGACUUUACACUAAGUGGUUUGAAAAACAUCGGACACAAACAGAUUUGUAUUUUUCGAUAGCAGCUAUCCUUGUUAUUUGGUUUUCUACGUCUUUGAGACCAAUGCGUCAGAUUUUUAAAAGAUUGAAGCAAAUGUUUACAUCGAUUUAAUAUCAGCAUCUUUCCAAUAAUUUGGUUUUAAAAUUAAUUCUAAAAUCUUCACCUGAAAAUAUAUGUUUGGUGUACAUAGUUACAGAUAAAAUUUUGAAUUGAAACAUGUGAUAACAGCUUUUUUCAACCCCCAACUUGUAUAUAUGUACAUAUACAUUAUGUGAUAAUAGAAAAAACCUAAUAAAGAACAUAUACUCGUAUUUAAAAAUA